AUGAGUACACCAAGGCUGCAUCUUCAGCCGCUGAACGAGGCGCACCUCGUCCACUUCAAAGAGCUCAACUCGUAUCGUAAAGUCCCCCGAUUUAUACACGGUCGAGCGCUCACCGAGCGAGAAGCCACCGACGACCACGCCGCACGAUUGGCAGCCGGCACGCUCGUGGCCGGCCUGGUGCCUGGUCUGGCUUUUCAGUCGACGGCGGCGAAUUCGUUGGGUGGUGGGCACUGUCGCCCGUCCGGCGGGGGGGACGGCGCGCCGGACCCGACGGCGGCGGAUCUGGGCUACCGGCUGCUCCUCAAGUUCUGGCGGCAGGGCCUGGCUAGGGAAGGGGCGCGGGCGCUCGUGCGGCACGGGUUCGCGGCGCUCGGGCUGCAGAGGGCGCGCGGCGACACGAUGGCGGCUAACGCGGCGUCGCGCGCGACCAUGGCAAGCUGCGGGCUCGCGUACGUGCGCACGUUUUUUGUCGAGUUUGAGGAGCCGCUGCCGGGAACGGAGCUGGGCGAGGUUGAGCAUGCCCUGACACGGGAGUAG
Molecule: messenger RNA, 537 nt
Organism: Cordyceps fumosorosea ARSEF 2679
Lineage: Eukaryota; Fungi; Ascomycota; Sordariomycetes; Hypocreales; Cordycipitaceae
Product: Acyl-CoA N-acyltransferase
Exons: 1
Coding region: 1-537 (178 amino acids)
Molecular function (GO): acyltransferase activity, transferring groups other than amino-acyl groups
Source: RefSeq, a predicted model, not a curated record